CACAAGCAGCUGAAGGGCCUGACAACUGCGCAGCUCAACAAUACGCCCAAGGCUGAAAUGGAUCGUCUGUUCUUUCCGCGCUGCGCCAAAGUCGGCAGCGAGUCCCUGGUGGAGUUCAUGGAGCAACUGCAGGAUAUGAACGACUUUGAUGUGGAUCAUACGGGUCUUAAGGUGCCUUCACGACGUCAGCUUGGUCCCGCUAAACGUGCCCAAAAGGCAGAGUACAUUUAUAACUUGGAGCCUGGCACGGCUUACAUCGAGCACACUUCCUGGAUAGACUUUGGCGAGCUGAACCUGCCCAAGCCCAUCUACAUUAAUCUCGUGCGUGAUCCCGUCGAGCGCGUCAUCAGCUGGUACUACUAUGUGCGUAACUCUUAUCUCAAUGCCAUCUACUAUCGUAAGAAUCCGUUUGCCACCAUUAAGCCCACCGCCUGGUUCAAGAAAAGCUUCAACGACUGCGUGCGCAACGGCGACCCCGAAUGCCAAUACGUGCCCCUAACCGUCUACGAUCAUGUGGGUAACUAUAAGCGACAGUCUCUGUUCUUCUGCGGACAUAAUCGCGAUUGCCUACCCUUUGACUCGCCACUGGCCAUACAAAUAGCCAAGCAGCGCGUGGAACAAGAGUUCGCUGUGGUGGGCACCUGGGAGGAAACGAACAUAACUCUCGCCGUACUGGAGGCCUACAUACCGCGCUACUUUGCUCGCGCUACGACAAUCUAUCCGAUGUAUCAGGAGAAGCUUAAGAAUCGCAAUCGCAACAAUCGCAAGCCUCAGGUGGAUGCGGAUGUUAGAGAAAUGGUGCGCCGCAAUUUCACCCACGAAUAUGACUUUUACUACUUUUGCAAGCAGCGUCUCUAUAAGCAGUACCUGGCGCUCAAGCGCACUGAGUGGGAGCGUCUUGAUCUGCACUGAUCCCAAACAUAAUUCAAUUUGCACUGAUUAGUAUUUUUAAGCUGCAUUCCAAAGUUAACACCAAAGCCAAAA
Messenger RNA from Drosophila busckii, 984 nucleotides. Its product is annotated as heparan sulfate 2-O-sulfotransferase pipe-like. Gene Ontology annotation, cellular component: membrane. The annotation marks the transcript as partial. Gene Ontology annotation, molecular function: sulfotransferase activity. NCBI's taxonomy places the organism in Eukaryota, Metazoa, Arthropoda, Insecta, Diptera, Drosophilidae. The record is from RefSeq and is a predicted model, not a curated record. The transcript has 3 exons.